Molecule: messenger RNA, 871 nt
Organism: Cuscuta europaea
Lineage: Eukaryota; Viridiplantae; Streptophyta; Magnoliopsida; Solanales; Convolvulaceae
Source: the annotation of a GenBank genome assembly
UUUUGACCUCAAUACUGAGAUGUCAGUAGUGAGCUUGAAAAUCAGUAUAAAUAGACACAAGCACGUACUUCUAGCUAAGAACAAGCUCAAAUCGAAAGAAGAUCUGUCUGAUCGGAUCCGACCGGUGGUCAUGAGCUCAAGCAGUCAUAGCAGUGGCGGUGGACGUGGCGGCGACGCUGCCGGAGUGUUGGGUCCGUGCGGAGCAUGCAAGUUCUUGAGGAGGAAGUGCGUGGCGGGAUGCAUUUUCGCUCCAUUCUUCGACCCGGAACAAGGCCCCUCUGUUUUUGCAUCAGUUCACAAGGUGUUCGGAGCAAGCAACUUUUCCAAGCUCCUCCGCCACAUUCCACCCCACCGCCGCGCCGACGCCGUCGUCACCGUCUGCUUUGAGGCUCAGGCUCGCCUCCGUGACCCUGUCUAUGGCUGUGUUUCUCACAUCUUCUCCUAUCAGAAACAGGUGGAACACUUGCAAGCUGAACUCUCCUUCUUAGAAGCCGAGUUGGCAGCUCUCCGAGCCUUAAUUCCGCCACCGCCUAAAUUCCCCUCGGCGGUAAAUAUUCCUGCCGGCUACUCUACAGCUACUCUUGGAACCUAUGACUAUGAUGACUUCUCAUCUCUAUUUGACCUAAUUUCACAGCCUGCAUUGCAAUCCCGCCGUCAGUUUGGAAGAUCUGCAAAAGAUUCGGUGGAUGACGGGUCAUCUGCUUCAUCGUCCGCCACCGACGCCGGUGUUCUUCAAGAGUUGACCCUCCGAGCUAUGCAGGGGCGGAGCAUUAACUAGGCCGGGUUCUAGACAAUAAUGUAUUAUCCAUCGAUCCGCGGCGUCCCUAAUGCUCGAUCGGUCAAUUACUCAUCAGUAAUAAUAAUGUGUAUC